Messenger RNA from Lytechinus variegatus (green sea urchin), 2000 nucleotides. Its product is annotated as protein maelstrom homolog. Gene Ontology annotation, molecular function: sequence-specific DNA binding. The record is from RefSeq and is a predicted model, not a curated record. Lineage: Eukaryota; Metazoa; Echinodermata; Echinoidea; Temnopleuroida; Toxopneustidae. Gene Ontology annotation, biological process: male meiotic nuclear division; regulation of miRNA-mediated gene silencing; spermatogenesis. The transcript is spliced from 13 exons. Bases 87 to 1661 code for a protein of 524 amino acids. Gene Ontology annotation, cellular component: P granule; nucleus.
GUUCUCGGAGAGUAGGAAAUCACGCUGCCGAAAUUUCAGUUAAUCUGACAUUUUCUUCAACUGUCAACUGAAUAUUUGAUGGUAAAAUGCCUCCUAAAAAGAAGCCGAAGAAGCAGUAUAAUGGGUUCUACAUGUUCAUGCUGGAAAAACAGGAAGAAUUGCGUUUAGAAGGCCGUAAAGUUUCGAUGCAAGACAUGGUCCCGAUUGCGCAUCCCGAGUGGAAAAUGCUUCCAGAAGAUAUUCAGAAAGAGUACACAGCUCGUGCCAAACAAAAGAAGAAAGAAGACAAGGGAGCGUCAGGUUAUGAAGGGAAAUUGGAUUGCACAGGGCAACUCAUCACGAAUCGUUUUUCAGUAAGUGAUUAUCUUGAAAAGAGAAGAAGAACUGAGGCUGCUGCCCUAAAAUCAUCAUGGUCUACUGGUGUAGACAUAGUCAAUCAUCCAUUCUACAUGAUAGCCGUGAAGACAUUAUGCCAAGUCCCUGAUGAUGACACGUACCUUCCGUGCGAACUAGCGUGCGUAGAGUAUACCAUGAGUGCCGGUAUAACCAAACGUUUCCAUUGCUUCCCGGAUCCUGGCAAACUCCCGAUGGGCACUCGAUACCUGUGCAAAGUGCAAGGCGAGGAUAUCCACAAGAUUCCGGCAGAAGGCUUCGAGCAGUACAACGAUAACUAUAAAGAGAUCUGGAGGGACCUUAUAGCUUUUGUGAACCCUAAUAGACAGCAUGUGAUGCCACCGUUAUUUUGUGAGCUUCGAUGUCGGGAAGUGGUAGAAUUCACUCUCUCUUGGUUGGCCAGGAACGGGGGAAUGUCUAACAACUUGACCAAGGUCUACGAAGCUGAGCUCCUGAUUCUAGAACUGUUCAGGAAUGCGGGAGAGAUCGUUCCAUCCCGGAGCCAGGUCUCUGCACUUCUUGCGUCAUCGGCCUGGGAUUAUAUGAAGGAUACAAGAUGUGAGUAUCAUGAAGAAACGGAAGUAGUUCUUGAAAAUUGUGCUUUGGGAACCUGCAAUAAAUACUGCUACUGCCUCAGUGAUGCGGUCUGUCCUAGAUACGACGUGGAGCUGACGCCCAACCAUAUACCGGAGGCCGAAACCCCUGACGCUAUCGUCUAUCCCGCGCAGCAGCGGGAGAUCAAACCACAAGGUCAACGUACUCCACCGAGGGGUAACAGCAAGGGGCGCAACUACACACCCCCUCGGAUGAGAGACAGUGAUGCGGAAGAUAGAGAAGACAUCAACACGGCUCGUGAGGCACAACGAAUGGCCUCAUAUGAAGAUAAGCCGCUGCGUCAGCCGUCAACUAUCGGUAUAGCUCAUGUUGUUUCACAGCCAAAGUCUAACAUUCCUGAGACCGUUCAUAGUCAAGAAUCAGGUGCAUCCCGUCUUUAUGCUGGGCCUCCUGAACCACCAUCAGCCAAUCAGGUUCCUCCCCCAGCCCAGGCGUGGCAGACGGUUACCACUAUACCUCAACAGAAACCAGGUGCAAUGAACCAGCAAGCCUCCAUUGAGCAGCUAACCAAUCAGAUGGGCGGACUAGGGACGAUGCCCGCAGGUCGGGGGAUUCCCCCACAAUCACUUGGGCGCGGUCUAGGGCGUGGCUUGGGGCGAGGCCUUGGCAGGGGAUUGGGUAGGGGUGGUGUGGCCCCGCCCCCUGGAUUCUGAAACUUGUGUGUCUCACACCCACCAUGCAGUUCAUCGGAGUGUAGUGGUGCUAUAACAUUUCAUUGCCUGCUUGAUGACAUCCUUCAGGGGUUUAUGGAGGAAACACCUGCUGUCUGGGGAGAGAUUUUGGAGACUUUUCUUAUGGUGCUGAUUUCUGGAAGCCUAUGAUUUUCAUACUUCCAAUUUCAUAGACUAGGGAAGCAAGCAGUUUUGCUUUUGGAUACAAAUUGUGAUGGAAGAAACUAUCCACUAUUGCAGAUGUUUUGGAUUUUAUAGCAAGUAAUUGAAGGCCUGACAAGACUUGAUGAAGGAAGCGACGAUGGCUACUCUGGCAUUGCA